This is a messenger RNA of Spirometra erinaceieuropaei, 1215 nucleotides long. NCBI's taxonomy places the organism in Eukaryota, Metazoa, Platyhelminthes, Cestoda, Diphyllobothriidea, Diphyllobothriidae. The record is from the annotation of a GenBank genome assembly.
AUGCGGACCCACCUGUACUCUACCUUCGUGGACUUGACGAAAGCCUUCGACACGGUGAAUCGUGAAGGACUGUGGAAGAUCAUGCAGAAAUUCGGCUGUCCGGAGCGAUUUAUUCAGAUGGUGCGUCAGCUGCACGACGGUAUGAUGGCGCGAGUCACGGACAACGGAGCUGUCUCAGAGGCAUUCGCAGUGACCAACGAAGUGAAGCAGGGAUGCGUAAUGGCGCCUACCCUCUUCAGUCUUAUGUUCUCUGCCAUGCUGAUGGACGCCUACCGCGACGAACGCCCCGGGAUCCGCAUCGCCAACAGGACGGACGGUCAUCUCCUGAAUCAACGGCGGAGGCACUUUCAAUCGCGCGUAUCCACAACCACCGUUCACGAACUCCCCUUCGCCGACGACUGCGCCCUGAACACCACCUCGGAAGAGGACAUGCAACGGAGCAUGGACCUGUUCUCUGCCGCCUGCGAGAACUUCGGUCUGGUCAUUAACACGCAGAAGACGGUGGUGAUGCAUCAACCGCCACCCCACUCAGUCACAGCCCCCAACGCGCCGCCGCAAAUCAGCGUGAACGGAACCCAACUGCAGGUGGUGGAGAACUUCCCGUACCUGGGCAUUACCCACUCCCGUAACACCAAGAUUGAUGACGAAGUCGCCAACAGGAUCUCGAAAGCCAGUCAAGCCUUCGGUCGCCUCCAAAGCACAGUUUGGAAUCGCCACGGUCUUCAGCUGAGCACGAAGCUGAAGAUCUACAAGGCCAUCAUUCUGCCGACACUACUGUAUGGAGCGGAGACUUGGACGGUGUACGCAAAGCAGGCACGUCGUCUGAACCACUUCUACCUAAGUUGUCUUCGUCACAUCCUGAGUCUGAACUGGCAGGAUCGAAUCCCCGACACUGAUGUGCUGGAACGGACGGGAACCCUCAGCAUCUGCGCCAUACUGAGGCAAAUGCGGCUGCGAUUGAGCGACCACCUGGUGCGCAGGGACGAAGAGCGACUACCCAACCGACUCUUCUACGGAGACGUCGCGACGGGUUCUCGCCGUCAAGGAGGCCAGAUUCGCCGUUAUAAGGAAACGCUGAAGUCCUCCCUGAAGCGUCUGCAAAUAAACCCGACCACCUUGGAAGAACUUACCCGAGAUCGACGGACCUGGAGAAGGAUAGUGAAGACAGGCGCUGCGAUCUACGAAGCCAACCGCAUCGCUGCCGCCAAAGCAUAA